This is a messenger RNA of Varanus komodoensis (Komodo dragon), 330 nucleotides long. Its product is annotated as parvalbumin beta-like. Gene Ontology annotation, cellular component: cytoplasm; nucleus. The transcript is spliced from 4 exons. Lineage: Eukaryota; Metazoa; Chordata; Lepidosauria; Squamata; Varanidae. The record is from RefSeq and is a predicted model, not a curated record. The coding region runs from base 1 to 330 and encodes 109 amino acids. Gene Ontology annotation, molecular function: calcium ion binding.
AUGGCACUGCUGGGCAUCUUGACUGCUGCAGAAAUCGCAGCUGCUCUACAAAGCUGUGAAGCUUUGGAUUCAUUCUGCUGCAAGACCUUUUUUGCUAAAGCCAGCUUGACCGGCAAAUCCAAAGAGGAACUGUCCAAGGUGUUCGGAGUCAUUGACCAGGACAAGAGUGGAUUCAUUGAGGAAGAAGAACUGAGCAAAUUCCUGCAGAAUUUUAAGGAUGGUGCCAGAGUUUUGACUGAUAAAGAGACCAAGGAAUUCCUGGCAAAAGGCGACACCGACGGAGACGGCAAAAUUGGAGUGGACGAGUUCAUAGCCCUCGUUAAAUGUUAA